Molecule: messenger RNA, 1619 nt
Organism: Cladocopium goreaui
Lineage: Eukaryota; Dinophyceae; Suessiales; Symbiodiniaceae
Source: the annotation of a GenBank genome assembly
GUCCUUUGUUCCGUGGUGCGGCUCGCUUGGAGUUCUGCUUGAACCCCAAGGGCGAGCGCUCCACCUUCGUCUGGGAGCACGUGGCGUUGAGUGUGGCGGUGGCCUUCUGGUUCGCGACUGCGCAGGCCAAAGCAGGUGAUCGCCGAGUUCUAGCUGUCCUGCGCCCGGGGGUUCAUCUGUGGAACCUCGCCGAGGACUGGUGGGUCGAUCAACACGGUGACCAGACUUGGCACGUUCCGUCGAAUCAGUGGCGGAAGGCUGCGAGGUACACCGACUGGGCCUGUGAGUCUCUUUCAGGCCCAGUCGGUGUUGAUGACCUCCUAGGACUUUCGGGUUACGGCGGAAGAUGUUGCGUGGGCCAACAAGAUGAGGUCUUGGACUUGCCGGAGCAUCGGGCCGAGUUUUUGCAGCAGGUGUGCCCACAGUGCAGCUUCAGCGACGAAGAAGGUUCACUUUUGCUGUUCCUCUUUCUUUGUAGGAGGAAGAAGGCUUCAAGUGGCGUCUUCACGGAGCUGGUAGCCGCUGGUCCUGUGGUAGUGCGACGAGAAGACCCCGACCAGGUUCCAUCAGCGUUUCCUAAUCAGAACCAGGCCCCAGGGCCAAGCCUUCUUCGAAGGCAGCAGAGGCCUGCGGCUCUUUCGGUUGUCUUCGUCGAGCCACCAGCGGUGGUCCCGGUUGCAAGUCAGAAAGGUUUGUGGCGCUGCUCGCCGCCGGCUUGGAAUGUUUGCGACCUUCGGCCGCGACAAGGAGUUUGCUGCUGCUGUAGGAGUGCCGAGCUGCUUCGCAAUGUUUACGUGCAGCGUAUUAUGGUGCCCUACCGGCUGAAGGAAGCCACCUGGGUCUGUGGGAGCUGUUUGCAGCACCUCGCCACGGGCAACGCUGGUUGGCUGCAAGACUUGGACGCUUAUGAUGAGCUGCUCUGGCCCAAAAGGUUUCAGGAGCAAAGUGAAGGAAGGUGGGCCAAGACGGUUGCAGUUCGAAAACGCCGCGCUUGCUCCAGUGGUAAAUUUGGAGGUGAUUUUGGAGGUAUGUUGGCGGGCAAUUUUGCAAACAAUGCCCGCUCUGAUGCUAUUUAUGGGACAGUGGGUGCGGUUUUCUGCUUCCGCAUUGACGGCUGUUGCUGUGACGUUUUUCCUUAUCAGUGCAACCAGAGCUUGCGAGCGUUUCUGAUUAUCAUUUUGUUGGCUGCCUGUCAGCGAGAGCACGUGCCAGCUUCUUUUAUUCGAAGUCCAGGUGGCUUGCUGCGUCAGCUUUGGUUUUUUGAGGGCUUCGCAGAGAUAGUGCUGCUGCAAGAGCUUCGCAUGUCGCGGGCUCGGCGCCUCUUGGGGCGGGAGGUCAACGUGCGUCACCUUCGCGGAAAUUGGCGUGAGAUGCCACCUGCUGCAAGAGUUUUCUCCGAAGACUGGGAACGGCUGGAAGCCGUUGGCUUUCCAGUUCCGCUUUUCCAAGAGCGCGCAGCGCAGGUGGAGUUUUUCAUAGAAAUUUGGCACGACCGGGUGAUUGCAAGACACAUCGUUCGCACCAAAAGGACGACCUGCAGAAUGGUGCUGGCUGGCUUCGAGCUUGAAGUGUCUUACACGAAAGAAACAAUUUACCGGGAGGAGAGCUCACCAGAAUAA